Messenger RNA from Nezara viridula (southern green stink bug), 859 nucleotides. The record is from the annotation of a GenBank genome assembly. NCBI's taxonomy places the organism in Eukaryota, Metazoa, Arthropoda, Insecta, Hemiptera, Pentatomidae.
CAUUGAUCUAAGUUACAUACAUAUUGUUACAUGGAAAGUGCAUAUAGUUUUAUAGAUUGGAAUCAUCUGAAAACAUAUUUCACAUUUAAUGCAAUUUCUAAUGACGUUUCACAGUAUUGUCGAAUUAAUCAUUCACUAAACGCGAAUACUAAAAUAGAAGAAAAAGCUGUAAACUGUUUUUAAUAUUUUUCUGCAUUGAUAAAAAAUAUUUGGAGCAAACAGACAACACCCAUGAAAAAAAUUUCCACCGUUGGACAGAUAUAUUUUCAGUUCCAAUAUUUCUGGCAUACUUUACAGGGACCAUAGUCAUCGCUCUCAGUUUACUAUCACUGGGUUCAUGGGUUGAACUACCAGGAACUACAAUAUCAGCAUUAAUACUCUGUGCUUGUGAAGUUGGCUAUAUGUUUCUUUUCUCCAUAUUUAGUCAGAGGCUAACUGACUUGAAUGAAAAACUCAGGUUUGAAAUCUACUGCAUAAAAUGGUAUCUCUGUGAUAAUGAUGUGAAAACAAGUCUAAAGAUAUUCCAAGAGGUAACUCUGAGGCCCAUGACACUAGUUGCUGGUGGCUUGGUUCCAGCUAAUAUGGAUACUUUUGCAAAAGUGAUAAACAGCUCAUAUUCCUACUACAAUCUUGUCACUGCUUUCAAUAUAGCAUAAUUGUAAUCUAUAACCAACCAAGAACUAAAAAAAAAGAUGAAUUGCAUGACGAUAAAAUUCUUUCUGAAAAACUAAUAUUUGGAACAUCAGCCAUAAAAUCCAACAAGUUGGAACAGUAAUCCAAAAAGUUCACUCUGUAUUAUUAUGACUUAUAGACCUAUGAAUUAUUUAUAAAACCUUGAACUUUGCAAGUAUCUAAAAAU